AUGUCCCACCCGCGCGUGGAGGAGGUCUCGGACAGCGACCCGGACGCCGGGGCGUCGUCGGACCCGGAGGAGGGCGACAUUGACGACUUUGCCGACGCGGACAUUAUGCGCCGCAUCCCCACCGGGAACAACAGCGGCGGCGGCGGCGGCAGCAGGAGCAGUGGUGGUGGUGGUGGUGGUGGUUUCGAGCCCUCGCCAGCGGCGCGGCCGCAGAUGUUCGACCCUGCCGGCCUCGGCGGCGGCGAUCCUACCCGCGUGUCCGACGCCGACCACGGCGUCUACAAGGGCUUCCAGAGCCUGUACCCCGUCUACUUCGACGCGACGCGCUCCCGCGCCGAGGGCCGCCGCGUCAGCGCCCGGCUGGCGGUGCGCAACCCGCUGGCGCGCGAGAUUGCCCACGCCUGCUCGCGGCUGCGCCUGCAGACGCUGCUGGAGCCGGACAAGGUGCACCCCAAGGACUGGGCCAACCCGGGCCGCGUCAAGGUCGGGCUCAAAAAGGCCGGCGCCGGCGCCGCCGUCAAGAACAAGCACCACCUGUACCUGCUCGUCGCCCAGCACCUCGCCGCCAACCCCACCGCCGACGACAGCCCCGGCCUGCGCGUCCGCAUCGGCGGCCAGCUGCAGCCGCCCGAGGGCGCGCCCUACCCGCGCCCCGCCGUGCCGCGCGGCUGGAAGAUGGGCGAGCUGCUGCCCUACCUCAGCGCCGCCAUGACCGGCGGCGGCGUCUCCGAGAACCUCUUCAAGGACAUGAUGAAGGAGAUGCAGAGCGGCGGCGAUCCCAUGGCCGCCCUCAUGGCUGGCCAGCAGCAGCAGCCUGGGCCUGGAGGCGGCGCUGCAGGCGGCGCUGCGGCGGACGAGGGGGCCGCUGGGAAGAAGAAGAAGGAUAAAAAGGGCAAGGCGAGGGCGUGA
This is a messenger RNA of Hirsutella rhossiliensis, 909 nucleotides long. Its product is annotated as SRP19 protein. Gene Ontology annotation, cellular component: signal recognition particle, endoplasmic reticulum targeting. The transcript has a single exon. The record is from RefSeq and is a predicted model, not a curated record. The coding region runs from base 1 to 909 and encodes 302 amino acids. NCBI's taxonomy places the organism in Eukaryota, Fungi, Ascomycota, Sordariomycetes, Hypocreales, Ophiocordycipitaceae. Gene Ontology annotation, molecular function: 7S RNA binding. Gene Ontology annotation, biological process: SRP-dependent cotranslational protein targeting to membrane, signal sequence recognition; SRP-dependent cotranslational protein targeting to membrane.